This is a messenger RNA of Pundamilia nyererei, 723 nucleotides long. RefSeq names its product excitatory amino acid transporter 5-like. Gene Ontology annotation, molecular function: neutral L-amino acid transmembrane transporter activity; L-glutamate transmembrane transporter activity; glutamate:sodium symporter activity. The transcript has 4 exons. Bases 184 to 723 code for a protein of 179 amino acids. Gene Ontology annotation, cellular component: plasma membrane. Lineage: Eukaryota; Metazoa; Chordata; Actinopteri; Cichliformes; Cichlidae. Gene Ontology annotation, biological process: L-glutamate transmembrane transport. The record is from RefSeq and is a predicted model, not a curated record.
AGCGUAAAGACAAGAGGAAUGCUGAGCCGAAAGGUGCUUUAAAACGUCGCAGAGGAGUGGAUAUUUUGCAUAGUUUUUCUUCAUUCAUUUUAUAUUUUUCCUUCAUUCUUACACCUGGAGUUUAAAGCUUUGGUUGGGCCAUAUUUAUGGAUUGCUGAGAGGACAGACGACAGGUGACUCACAAUGGCCAUGGCUUUGGAUGCAGUGUGGGUGAGGGUGAAGAAUGUUUGCAAGCAGAACGGGCUCCUCAUCAUGUCAGUGAUGGCUGUGGUCAUUGGAUGUCUUUUGGGUUUCUUCCUGAGGACACGGCGUCUCACGGAGCAGGAGGUGAAGUACUUUCAGUUUCCUGGUGAGCUACUAAUGAGGAUGCUGAAGAUGCUGAUUCUCCCACUCGUCGUGUCCAGUUUGAUGUCAGGACUGGCAGCUCUCGAUGCAAAAUGUUCCAGUCGCCUCGGUCUGAUCACAGUAUCGUAUUACCUGUGGACCACCUUUGUGGCUGUGAUCGUGGGGAUCAUCAUGGUCUCCAUCAUCCACCCAGGAGGUGCAGCCCAAAAAGAGGACUCUGAGGACAGCAGCAAACCCAUCAUGAGUUCUGCAGAUGCACUCCUGGACCUGAUCCGUACAUGGGGAUCUGCCAGGCCUGGGAGCCGUCGUCAGUCCCCUUCCAGGCCUUUCCCAAGCCGCAGCUCAGUUCAUGUCCAAGCAUUCACCUUUACCUACUAA